AUGUCGACGACACAGCUGGAUCUCAACUUUGCUUUCGGCAACUUCAACUACAUCUGCUCGCGAGUCUCGCUCACACUGUGUCCGCUGGUGGGUGACAAAGAUGGCAUUGAACCUCUUUGUUACUCGCGUAACGUCAAGAUUGCGGAUACGCUGAUUUUCCAGCCUUCAACAUUGAUCAUCCAUAUCAUCGCCCUGGUCAUGACGGCCAUUAUGAUCUACCAUAUCCGGUCAAAAUAUACCGCCGUCGGUCGCAAGGAAAUCAUUAUGUUCUUCUAUCUGUACAUGCUCGUGACCGUCAUGGACCUGCUUCUCAUCUCUGGAAUCAUUCCUACCGCCAACACCCUCUAUCCUUACUUUGCUGGCGUACAUAUGGGACUCAUAUCUGCGACAUUCUGGUGUUUGCUUCUCAACGGAUUUGUCGGAUUCCAGUUUGCUGAGGACGGAACACCCCUUUCGCUCUGGUCAAUCCGCAUCUCUUCGUUUAUCGUGUUUGCAGCAGUGACAUUCCUGUCGAUCGCGACUUUUGAGAAACUGGGACCAUUCGACCCUCUUCACCCUGUUGCACUGUGGGUUGUCUUCUUUAUCUUCAACGGUGCCGCUCUGUUGAUCUAUGUGAUCCUCCAGAUUGUGCUCGUGGUUAACACGCUGGACGAUCGUUGGCCUCUGGGAGAUAUUGUGUUCGGCAUCGCCUUCUUUGCGACAGGACAGGUGAUCCUGUAUGUGUUCUCGCUGAACAUUUGCAACUUUGCGAAGCACUACAUCGACGGACUGUUCUUUGGCACGAUCGCGACGCUGCUGAGUGUGAUGAUGGUUUACAAGUACUGGGACUCGAUCACGAAAGAGGAUCUGGAGUUCUCGGUCGGAUCGAAGCAGAACGUGUGGGAGGUCAAGGAGUUGUUGGGCGAGGAUGAGAUGGCCGGCGGUGGAUUGUAUGGCCAGCAGCGGUUUAAUGGCAACUCGCCUGCUUCGGGACCCUACGGCCAGGCCAACUUUUAUGAGGAGCGCUACUAA
Molecule: messenger RNA, 1011 nt
Organism: Gamsiella multidivaricata
Lineage: Eukaryota; Fungi; Mortierellomycota; Mortierellomycetes; Mortierellales; Mortierellaceae
Product: chitin synthase III catalytic subunit
Exons: 5
Coding region: 1-1011 (336 amino acids)
Biological process (GO): protein folding
Cellular component (GO): endoplasmic reticulum membrane
Source: RefSeq, a predicted model, not a curated record